AUGGAGCUAAAUUCUGUUAAAGAUGCUUUUGACCGAGUUACUAAAAAGCAAAAGUUAUCCAGUUCUAAAGCUCAAGAGUUGCUUGAUCAGAUCAAACAGGAAAUUGAACGUGCUUUAGAAUCGAUGCAGUCAGUCAGUAACACUGAUCAAGCGCUUGAUUAUAAAACUGUCCUGAAUGAGCUGAAGGCCAGUUUACUUAAAAUCGCCCCACUUGGCCAAAUGGAAAGUACACAAAAGGAGCUAAAUGUAGCACUCAACAAAUAUGGGAAGCAGGUUGAGAAAUGUUUCAACCCUGAUAUAUCCAAAGCUUACAGAAACAUCGACAUGGAUACGCGCACUAUAAAUCAAAUAAUUGCCAACCAUUUUUAUCGCCAGGGUCUUUUUGAUGUUGGGGACCAUUUUCUAAGUGCAGUUGGAGAACCUGAAUCUGCUGCAAUUAUGAAAUCUCCAUUCCUGGAAAUGUAUCAAAUACUCCAAGCCAUGCAGAAUCAGAACCUGGAGCCAGCACUCAACUGGGCUGUGACUAAUUCUGACAAACUUGCUCAAAGUGGAUCUGACAUUGUGUUGAAACUUCACUCGAUGCAAUUUGUAAAAAUACUUCAAAAUGGUGGAAGUAGAGAUGAAGCCCUUCAUUAUGCAAGAACUCACCUUUCUCCUUUUGCUAGCAGUCAUAUUGCUGAUGUCCAGAAGCUUAUGACUUGUCUUCUGUGGCCUGGAAAGCUUGAUAAGUCUCCAUACCAUGCAUUACUUUCCCCAUCUAACUGGGAUAAUUUGGCUGAGGAACUUAAAAGACAGUUUUGCAAUCUUUUGGGGCAGUCAUACAACAGCCCAUUGAGCGUGACCGUAGCAGCAGGGGUCCAGGUUUUGCCAGCUCUCCUUAAAUUUAUGAAUGUCAUGGCAGGAAGGAAGCAGGAAUGGCAGUCUAAUAACCAAUUACCAGUGCCAAUUGAGAUGGACGAGGAAUUUCAGUUUCAUUCUAUUUUUGUUUGCCCUGUCUCAAAGGAACAAGCAUCUGAAGAUAACCCUCCAAUGUUGAUGUCCUGUGGCCAUGUCCUCUGUAAGCAGUCUAUCUUGAAAAUGUCCAAAAAUAGCACAAAAGUGUUUAAGUGCCCGUAUUGUCCCUCUGAUAUUGAUGCAGCACAGUGCAAGCAAUUAUGUUUGUGA
Lathyrus sativus (Indian pea) is the source of this 1164-nucleotide messenger RNA. NCBI's taxonomy places the organism in Eukaryota, Viridiplantae, Streptophyta, Magnoliopsida, Fabales, Fabaceae. The record is from the annotation of a GenBank genome assembly.